AAAGGUGCUCUACAAACCGUAUUCACGAACAUGCCUCUUCACCGCUUCUACAUUCCUGCCGGGUUCUAUUCCAAAGAGGAUAAAGCCGCUGUCGUCAGAGCCGUCCAGCAGUGCUAUCCCCACAUACCCAAAUUCUACGUCGUCGUAAUCUUCAUCGAGGUGGAUAAGGAGAACUUCUAUGUCGGAGGGGAAGCCACCGACAACUUUGUCCGCAUAGUUGUGCAUCACAUGGCCACCCAUUUCAGUGAUGAACGCAAGAAAGAGUUCAACGACAGAUACAACAAGGCCUUAGCUCCGUUCAUCAAAGCACGGGGUGCUGACUGGGAAAUACAGGUUGCUGAGAUGGACCGACGCAUGUGGGGGAUAAAUGGUAUCAAUCCCCCACCGCAAAACUCGGAAGCGGAAGCCGUUUGGUACAAAGAGAACAAGCCUUCGGAGUACUAGGUUCUGUUGCGAGAGGAAAAUGAAUAGCUAAUCAUGCGUAACGUACAAACAUACUUCGCGUCUAGACUGUAUUUGAUGUAAUCCGAUUCUUCAUAUUCGAGUUUCUAGCGAUGGUCCUAUUGCAUACGAUCAACAGUUUUGGUAUUCCAUG
Desarmillaria tabescens is the source of this 595-nucleotide messenger RNA. Its product is annotated as putative oxalocrotonate tautomerase. NCBI's taxonomy places the organism in Eukaryota, Fungi, Basidiomycota, Agaricomycetes, Agaricales, Physalacriaceae. The transcript is spliced from 5 exons. The coding region runs from base 31 to 444 and encodes 137 amino acids. The record is from RefSeq and is a predicted model, not a curated record.